This is a messenger RNA of Vigna unguiculata (cowpea), 2937 nucleotides long. RefSeq lists its product as uncharacterized. Gene Ontology annotation, molecular function: RNA-DNA hybrid ribonuclease activity; nucleic acid binding. The record is from RefSeq and is a predicted model, not a curated record. Lineage: Eukaryota; Viridiplantae; Streptophyta; Magnoliopsida; Fabales; Fabaceae.
AUGCCGCCCAUCACUUUCUCAGACUCUGACUUUCAGGGUACCGACCCCAACCAAGACGACCCCAUGGUCAUAACUGUAGAAGUCGAGAACUUUGCGGUAAAGAAGGUUCUCAUUGAUCAAGGGAGCUCCGUGGACAUCUUGUAUUGGAAAACAUUCAACAAGAUGCAAAUACCCCUCGCUGACCUAACCCCUCACAAUGAGCCCAUAUACGGAUUCUCAGGUGAGAGAGUCCCCACCAAAGGGUACAUCGACCUUCACACAACGUUCGGAGAGGGAAGGCAAACCAAAACCAUUCCCAUUCGCUACUUGGUCGUCGACGCCCACACGUCCUACAACAUCCUCCUUGGCCGUCCAUCCAUCAACGCGCUGGGUGCCAUAGUAUCCACCCCGCACCUUGCAAUGAAGUUUCCAUCCCCGGAAGGCGACAUCAUCACAGUACAUGGCGACCAACGCGCAGCCAGAGAAUGCUACAUGGCAAGCCUGAAACUCCCACUCCCACCCCUGACAACCCACAACAUUGAACAAUCCCAAGCCCACCCCACUCUGUACGGCGAUGACUUGGACCCCAGAAUAAACUCCGAAACACGCCUCGAACCCGUGGGCGAAACAAGGCAGCUCCCACUCGAACAACAAGGCCACUUCCUCCAGGUUGGAACUUCCCUUCCUGAAGGAGAGGUAGACCACAUAGAGCAAGUGCUCAGGCAGAACGCUGACCUCUUCACCUGGUCGGCGGCCGAUCUCCCCGGCGUUCACCCUAGGAUAGCCGCCCACCGGCUAUCUGUUUUCCCUAACGCAAAACCCAUCUCCCAGAAAAAAAGGAAGCUUGGAGAAAGUAGAAGACAAGCAGCUAUAGCAGAGGUCGAAAAACUAAAACAGGCCGGUUUUGUCGGUGAAGCCCAAUACACAACCUGGCUCGCCAACGUGGUGCUAGUUAAGAAACCCAAUGGGAAGUGGCGCAUGUGUGUAGAUUACACAGACCUGAACAAGGCCUGCCCUCGGGACGCUUACCCAUUACCUAGCAUAGACAGACUCGUUGAUGGGGCCGCAGGACACGCCCUACUGAGCUUCUUAGACGCUUACUCCGGCUAUAACCAGAUACCCAUGGCUGACGAAGACAAAAUCAAAACCGCGUUCAUAACCGAGGAAGCCAACCUUUACUACAGAGUCAUGCCCUUUGGUCUCAAAAACGCCAGCGCUACAUACCAACGCUUGAUGGAUAGAGUCUUCCAGCCACUCUUGGGCAAGACGGUAGAGGUAUAUGUCGACGACAUCAUCGUCAAGUCCCCCAACGCCCAACAACACUCCUCGGACCUAGCGCAGGUCUUCAAAGCCCUGCGCACGUACAACAUCAGGCUCAACCCUGAAAAAUGCACAUUCGGAGUAGACGGCGGGAAAUUCCUGGGCUUCAUGCUCACGCAACGAGGAAUCGAGGCCAACCCCGAAAAAUGUCAAACCAUCAUCGACAUGAGAAGCCCCGCGAAUGUCAAAGAGGUGCAGCGACUAGUGGGCAGACUAACCGCCAUCUCGCGCUUCCUCCCGAAGCUGGCAGACAAAACCAAACCAAUGAUCCAACUCCUGAAGAAGUCGAUAAAGUUUACCUGGGAUGACACCUGCGAACAAAAUUUCAACACUCUGAAGCAAUUCCUCACCACCCCCCCGGUCCUGACCAAACCCGAUCUUUCCCUCCCCCUUGUUAUGUACAUAGUUGCGUCAACAAACGCCAUCAGCUCUGCACUCGUCCAAGAAAGGGACAACACCCAACAUCCAAUAUACUUUACAAGCCGCAUCCUCCAAGACCCAGAAACGCGAUAUCAAAUGGUAGAGAAAGUAGCCCUUGCAAUCAUAACAGCAGCACGUCGCCUACGACCAUACUUCCAAUCACACACAAUCAUCAUCAGAACGGACCAUCCCAUACAAAAAAUCCUGCAAAAACUUGAUUUAGCUGGUCGGCUAUCCUCCUGGGCCAUCGAACUGUCAGAAUUUACUAUCCACUACGAAUCGCAUGGACCCAUCCGAGUACAAUGCCUAGCAGACUUCGCCAAUGACCUUCAAGAGCAAGCCCCUUGUGACACCUGGUGGACCAUGCACGUAGAUGGCUCCUUAAACCCGCUAGGAGCCGGGGCCGGAAUAGUACUGGAAGGACCCGGCAACGUCCUCAUAGAACAAUCUCUACGUUUCACCUUCAAAACAUCCAACAAUCAAGCUGAGUACGAGGCCAUCAUCGCCGGCCUCAAUUUAGCACAAGACGUCGGCGCACGUAAACUCCUAUGCAAGACAGACUCAAAGCUCACCGUAGGACACCUCAACGGUGAGUACCAAAUCAAAGAUCCCACCCUCGCACAAUACUACCACAUGGUAGUAUCCCUGAUCGAGCACUUCGACACUUUCCAGAUUCAACACGUCCCACGAAGCGACAAUACCCGGGUAGACAUUCUCUCAAAGCUCGCCAGUACCAAAAAGAAAGGUCGUUACAAGUCACUCCUCCAACACACCCUAACCACACCCUCCAUUGAGCAACAAAACCAAUGCUUAAGCAUUACUACCACCAACACUUGGACGGAGCCUUUCAUCAGAUACUUAGAAACAGGAGUCAUCCCGCCAAACGAGGAAAAAGGAUGGAUGCGGAAAGCGGCGCGAUACACCCUAAUUGGGGGCGAACUAUUCAGAAGAGGCUUCAGCAAGCCCCUGCUCAAGUGCAUAACUAAGGAAAAAGCCGACUAUGUCAUACAAGAAAUACACCAAGGCAUCUGCGGCUACCACUCAGGACCCAAAACCAUGGCCGCCAGGAUAUUACGCGCCGGAUAUUACUGGCCCACAAUGGAAGAAGACUACACCACGUACGUCCAAAAAUGCGUCCAAUGCCAAAAGCACGGACCGAUUACACACAUGCACCAGGAAGAAUUGCACCACGUCUCCUCACCAUGGCCAUUCUCAUAA